AAAAUCUCCACAGACUCCUGCUGCUGUUGCCUCAAAGGUGUGCCUCGCAUACGCUCAACUUGAUCUCAUGCAAUGACAUCGACAAAUGGCUGUCAUCAAACAGUGACUCAAAUUGUGUACAGGAGUGCCACAGUGAAGUGCACUGCUCUUUGGACAAAGGCAAGCCGUUCUACCGUGGCUUCUAAGACUGUCGAUGAAAUACGUGGGAAAAAAAUUAUUGUGCCUACAUCAACAAGGUGGCAUUCAUACCACGAUGCCUUGUCCCGUAUCAUUGACAUACCGGCCCAGGAUUUGAAUACGCUUUGUACGAGACUGGACUGCAGAGCCCCGACAGAGCGCAAACACCUAUUUCUAAAAGAAUACUGCACUGUUUUGAAACCGCUGACGGUAGCACUUGACAUCUUGCAAGGCGAAGAUAACUGUUACUAUGGGAGUCUUCUACCAACCUUGGAGAUCCUGAUGACCAGGACGCUGGCUCUUCAAAAUGGACUCUCGAGGAUGACCGCAGGCCUACCGGGGGUAAUUGUACAGGCUAUCAAGACACAAUUUGCACCAGUGUUGGAGAGCAGCGAAGCUUUAUUGUCUGCCUUGACGUUGCCGAAAUUUAAAGUACGAUGGAUAGGGGCAGCGGAGCGGAGAGAAGAAGCACGUGCGCUUCUCGUCGCGGAGUGUCGCACUAUACCACAGGAUGCAGAGCCGGCCGAGAAUAAAAACCAAGAAGUUGCCGCACACAGCAGUGCCAAUGAGAAGGACUUUUUUUCUUUUGAUGAUGAGGAGGAUGAAAUCAUGUCCUUUAGCACAGAUGCAGAGGUACUUGAGUACAUGAGGUCAGGCUCAGAGUUAGGAGUCCUCAACCGUUUCCCCCGAGUGAAAGCUGUGUUCAUGAAAUGCAACACUGCCACACCAUCCAGUGCACCAGUGGAAAGGCUGUUCAGCCUGGGAGGUCUUGUGCUGACCCCCAGAAGAAACAGACUUUCCGAUAAACGUUUUGAAAGACUACUCCUGAUGAGGUAUAAUCACACAUUUUGUGCUGAUCUAGAAUAAGUUGACUGCCACCCAUGCUAUAGCUUUGGCCUUUGCACAAUACUUUUUUUUUUCUAUCUUUUUCUUGUCAUGAUCAAACUGUGAAGAAGGGUAAGCAGUAGCCUUUUUUAAUGUUGGGGCUAGUUUUGUGUUAAGUUGUAGGCCUAUUAUGCCAUUUUAUUUACUCAAGCCAUCAACAUCAAACUAUUUUGAGGUUAUUCUAUUUUUCUGUUGGAUUUAUAUGAGGCAUGUUUUAUUUUGAGACAUAGCCAUUUUGAGGUUGUCAUCACGUUCCUAAGGAGCCUAUAUUGAGGCUGUUAUUUGCUGCUGUUUCACAGGGCUUUGGUGGUGAAGCCUGUAGCCAAAUAUGUUCAUGUCAAGUGCAGAAUAA
Neoarius graeffei (lesser salmon catfish) is the source of this 1414-nucleotide messenger RNA. RefSeq lists its product as uncharacterized. Lineage: Eukaryota; Metazoa; Chordata; Actinopteri; Siluriformes; Ariidae. The record is from RefSeq and is a predicted model, not a curated record. Gene Ontology annotation, molecular function: protein dimerization activity. The transcript has 3 exons. Bases 73 to 1044 code for a protein of 323 amino acids.